UGUGUGUGUGACAGGAUAGAAUACCAGCAGUGGGUGUGUCAGCAGCACUACCUACCGGCCCCCCCGGAGCAAGGUGGCUGCGAUGGUGACCCCCACCGGGCCUGUUCCCAGAUUCUGCGGUCCGUGCUGGACCUGCACAGCGGACGGCAGGGGAGCCGGAUCCCAGACACGGACACCUGUCUCCCAGAUAUCGUCUCCAGGCUGCAGGUGCUGCGGUUAGACAGCUGGGCCCCGUUAAUCGAGCUGCCCAUGCGCAGAACUCUCGUGUUGACGAUACCCCCCCACCUCCCGCAGGAGUUCAUGGGAGAGCUGGAGCUGACUCCUCCGUCCUCCGAAUCCGAGGACGACAGCGGGAUCUUCCUGCUGGAUUUGGUUUCUCAGAGGUGCUCGGCGACCUCUGACCCCCAAGCUCUAAGCAGCCAGCUGGACCUGGAGCGUACUCUCCACAACUGGGGGAGGGUCGUGGUUGCGCUUCCUGUCACGGCUUUAGUGACAGUGAGAACCCGGCAGGGCAGGACGUCUCUGGACUGCAAGGCCUUCAUGGAGCAUGUGAACCACGCACACAGGAACAUGUGCGAUUCGGUUGGCCGGCUCCCUUACACCCUCACGGCGCAUUUCUUCAAGGGGGUGCUGUACACCAGCCUGCGCUGUAAGCACCCGAGCCAUGCUGUAGACGACCUCCUGUCCCAGCUUCCUCAGCAGUGCCCGUUGCUUCUGGUGUCUGCAGGGGGUUGGUGGUCACCGCUGGGCUCCAUCCUGACGUCUCUGUGGACCCGGCUAACAGGAAGCCGACUGCCACAGGAAAUACAGCGUCUGGCCGACUGUUACAACUGGGCCUGCAGUACAGUUAGAGGGGAGGUGGUGCCCCCCCCAAUGGCAGAGCCGCUGCUUCUGGCUGCUUGCUUGCACCAUGUGGGGAGGGGGCAGGGCGGAGACUGGGGGAUCAGGACCACCCUGGGGCGGCUGGAGAAACUGCAAGAGCAGCGCAGGCCGCUGCUGGUCUUCCUGCUCUUCUUCUGCGUGAUGGACCUGCUUUCCAUCCUCAUCCAGCCCCCGGUACGUUCUCACCCCGCCGCUCGGACUCGAGCCAUUUUUCAACCCGCUGUGUUUUACGUUGGAAUCUGUGGGGCUGUGUCUCAGGAGACAGACCGUGCCAGGCGACUUCAGGAGGCCUGUCUGGAGGUUCUCAGCUACUUGGCGGACUCCCCCGAUUGGCUGCUGCUAUUUAAGUCACCCGCUGCAGAACAGCGUGAAUAUCAGGCUGUGUCCAUGACGACGACAGACAGGAACAUCAGACUGAUGCCUUUGGCUUUCUACAGCCUGGUGUCCCACUUGGACACAGAUGUUUUGGGAAAGGUGACCAGGAGCCCGGGCUUUCUUCUUACGGCGCUGCGCUCCUAUUCCGCCCUGACCAAGCUCUUCCUAGACGGCCUGAUUCCCUCCCCCGGACAGCCCCCCCCACUGCAGGCUGUGGCGGAGGCCAAGCAGGUCCUGCUGAAGAUCAUCUCGCAGAGCAGCGUGCAGAGCAGCUCCUCGCAGGCCCAGUUGGAGGCAGCCUGUGGGGAGAUGGACCCGGAGGUAGCCGCCGCCUUGUCCUCGCACCUGCUCUACCAUCGCCAUAGCGACCCUCUCUAUGGCGACCUGGACUACUUGUGAGUGUGGGCACAGCCUGAACCCCCAUCACUGCUCUGCCCACCGUGGCGACAUUGACUAUAUCAGUGGUUUCUGUACCAGGGCGGCCCGAAGAGCGGGGGACGUAGGGGGGGGGGCACGGCCCAGCAGUCAUGCCGCAACCUCUCGGCAGUUUAUGGGCUGUAUAAAGUAGAGCAAAAUUAUGGUUGAGAUGGUACCUUCUGUUGGCAUCAGGACCACCCUGGGUGGUUCACACAGACCACACAAACCUCGCUGCUACAUUUGAGAUGGUUCUGUUAAGACACCGCCAUUAAAAAACCAGCUGUACA
Molecule: messenger RNA, 1961 nt
Organism: Paramormyrops kingsleyae
Lineage: Eukaryota; Metazoa; Chordata; Actinopteri; Osteoglossiformes; Mormyridae
Source: RefSeq, a predicted model, not a curated record